AUGGAGAAGCAGGAGCUUAACAUUGAGAAGCAGAAACUUGAAAUUGCCCAGUUGAAAGUAGAAAUGAAAGAAGAGGAACUGGAACUUAAGACUCAAAUGGAAAUAUCCGAUGCUAGGUGUAGAAUUCUUCAGGACCAUAACUAUGAUCAAUUUGAAUGUCAUGGGUCUGACGAACAGCAAUCGCAACAGCACACUGACAUUAACAUACCUCGCAUUUCAACUGAAAAGGAACAGCCUGUUGGAGCGACCUCAGGAGAAUCCAAGGAUAUUAAUCAGCCUAUUGACAAGACGCAAAUUGUUUAUAAGCCAGUGAACAUCUGUACUGAUGGUCAAGUCGAUGCUACUCAUGGUGACAUUGGUGUAAUAUAUUCUGUGGUGCAGCAGUUACGUAAACCUCCACCUGACAUUCAGAGGUUUGCUGGAGAUCCACUUGAAUAUCAAAGAUUCAAGAGACAAUUCCAGAUAAAAAUAGUAGAGAAUUCUGAUUCAGUUGAUGAGAAGAUGAGUUACUUGGAACAAUUUACUACAGGAGAGGCUCUCAAAAUAGUUAAGGGAUGUAGUUAUUUGGAUGCAAGAAGAGGUUAUAGGGCAGCUUGGUUGGAGUUGGAAGACCGAUAUGGCAAUGAGGAGGUUGUAGCUUCUGCUCUAGUUAAACGUGCUCUUAGUUGGCCUCACAUUAGAACAGACAAUCCAAAAUCUCUUGACGAGUAUGCUAUCUUCUUACAAGAAUGUUUGAAUGCUGUGAGUACUAUCACCGCUGUCAAAAUCCUUGAAUAUCCUGAUAAUCUGAGGAAACUGGUUAUGAAAUUGCCGUAUUUCUAUCAUGAAAGGUGGAGAAAUAAUGUCUUGCAUGUAAGAGAUUCUGGAAGAUUGGUUGAUUUCCACGACCUUGUUAGCUUCGUCAAGCGUGAAGCUAAGAAAGCUACAGAUCCCAUGUUUGGUAAGGAUGCAUUAAAGGCAGAAGAUAAGAGUAAACCACCUGUAAGAAAACCUGCAGCUACAUCAAUAAAGCCUUCGUUCAGUACUGAUGUGCUAGGACCAAGCAAGCCCUCUAGGAAUCUUCUGAAACCACCUUCUGUUGCGAAUGUUGCAACACCUGUCAGAACACAGAAUGAGCAAGGACCAUGUAUUUACUGUGAUGAUCUAACUCAUUCAGUUGGUCAAUGUAAAAGGAUUAUUUCAAAGCCUCACAUGGAAAGAUUGUCGUUUCUGCGAUCAAAAGGCCUCUGCUUCAGAUGCUUAAAUAGAGGGCACAUGAGUAAGGGUUGUGUCCAGAAGGUUGUUUGUUCACAUUGCGGUGGGAACCAUCAGUCCAUUCUUCAUGUUGACCGGAACACAGAGGUGAAGGUUAUCAGUGCCUGUUCUGAAUUAGCUAACAUUCCAGGUACCUCUAAGGAGGCCGGUAACUAUGAAAGUACUCUUGCUAUCAUACCCGUUAAGGUAGGAUGUAGAAAUGGCCUUACUGUUGGAACAACAUAUGCUUUCUUGGAUCCAGGAAGCACUGUGUCUUUCUGCUCAGAAGAUCUUAUGAACAGGCUUGGAUGUAGUGGGAAGAAGAUGGAAAUUACCAUUGACACUAUGGGACAUCCACAUACAUCAAUAGUUCAAGCAGUAAAUGGUCUUCAAGUAUACGAUCUUGGGUUGAAGAAUGUCAUACCUUUACCGACAGUGUACUCAAGGGAGCAGAUACCUGUAUCUAACAAGCACAUACCCACGUCCUUUGAUGCAUCACAUUGGCCUCAUCUAGCUGACAUCAGAGUACCAGAAAUUGAUGCCAAAGUUGAGCUUUUGAUUGGAUCCAAUGUACCAGAUGCCUAUUCUCCACUUGAGAUUCGAACGGGUCCACAAGGUAGUCCUCAUGCUACUAGAACUCAGUUGGGUUGGGUUCUAUGGAAUGUCAUGCGAGCUCAAAAGCUGGAAGAAGGAAAUCGUUUCCCAUCCAUGAAAACGGAAAUUGCCUUCAAGAAUGCUGAAGAAAUAAGUAGACUUGACAAAAUGGUGAAAGAAAGUAUGAACUUUGAUUUUCCAGAAAGGAACAUUGAUGACAAAAAUGAAAUGUCACAAGAAGAUAAAGAGUUCAUCAUUGCUGUAUCAAAGUCCAUUCACAAGCAAGAAGGUCAUUAUGAAAUCAAGCUGCCCUUCAGAAGAGAGAAUGUUGUAAUGCCUGACAAUUCAGUACAGGCAUUGCAUAGACUAAAUGGUCUAAAGAAGAAAUUAUCCAAGCAUAAGAAAUUCCAUGAAGACUAUAAGGUAUUCAUGAAAGACAUACUUGAUAAAGGAUAUGCUGAGAAAGUACCGGUCAGUGAAAUUCAAGGUACCCAAGGGAAGGUAUGGUACAUCCCUCACCAUGGAGUGUAUCACCCACGUAAACCUGAGAAGAUUAGAGUGGUCUUUGAUUGCACAGUUGGUUACCAGGGUGUUUCUCUAAACAGCAUGUUACUACAAGGUCCGAACCUCACCAACAACCUACUUGGGAUGCUGCUAAGAUUUCGUCAAGAAAACAUUGCUGUGAUGGGAGAUAUACAAGCUAUGUAUUAUCAAGUGAGAGUGCCAAGAGAGGACUGUGACUUUUUGAGAUUUUACUGGUGGCCAGAUGGUGAUUAUACACAGGAACCACAAAUGUACAGGAUGCUUGUCCACCUUUUUGGAGCUGUGUCAUCCUCAAGCUGUGCUACCUUUGCACUGCAACAAGCAGCUAAGGAUCAUAAAGAUGAAUAUGACCCUGACAUUACAAAUAUGAUAAAGGAGAACUUUUACGUGGAUGAUUAUCUUGCUACUGUUCAAGAUGAAACACAGGCUGUACGUGUUGUCAAAGAAGUAACAGACUUAUGUCACAAAUAUGGAUUUAGACUUACCAAGUGGAUAAGUAAUAGUCAUGAUGUGAUGAAAUCUAUUCCAUCAGAAGAAAGAGCUAAAGAUGUGAAACAGUUGAACCUUGACUGUGGAGACCUCCCAAGUGAAAGAGCUUUGGGCGUGUUUUGGUUUGUAGAGUCUGACACCCUUGGAUUUCAAAUUCAAAGUAAACAUAAACCAAACACAAAGAGAGGUAUCCUUUCCAUAGUUAGCAGCAUAUAUGAUCCUUUAGGUUUCAUAGCUCCAUUUGUGCUCCAUGCAAAACAGUUGUUGCAAUGCCUUCAGAUGAAACAAUAUGCAUGGGAUCAAGAAAUAGAUGAUGCUUCACGAGACAAGUAG
Haliotis rubra (blacklip abalone) is the source of this 3192-nucleotide messenger RNA. RefSeq lists its product as uncharacterized. The record is from RefSeq and is a predicted model, not a curated record. Bases 1 to 3192 code for a protein of 1063 amino acids. Gene Ontology annotation, molecular function: zinc ion binding; nucleic acid binding. The transcript has a single exon. Lineage: Eukaryota; Metazoa; Mollusca; Gastropoda; Lepetellida; Haliotidae.